UAAUAGAUAAUAAUACCAUUCUAUUAGAAUUAAGCAAUAGCGACACUACAGUACUUCGAAGAGUGUAGACACAAGCUAUAAAGAGUUUAUUUUAGUGUGAUGCGCCUGACAUCCUUAAUCGUGAAGGUAUCGCAUGCUAGGCCCGGGGGUGAAUUCUAAUGAAUUAAUGCUUCCGUUUGAACAAUCGUGAAUUUUUUUUCCUCAAUUAAUAUGCCCAUCCCUUUAGUGAUAUCAUAUAACGCCGGUAAAAUGCCAACUGUCUCCGAGGUGCUGAUAAUCCCUCAAUAACCCACUGAUCAUCUCUUCGUAAAGCUUUAGCCAGAAGGCUAUCAAAUGCAAAUCAAGACCUCGAAGCAGAGGCCGAUGAGGCGCUCCCAGGGGCCUCUAAGUUUUAAAAUGAAAAUAAAUGAUACUGGCACUGAUGUCCAUUAGGGAAUCCGGUGCCGUUGCAGAUUCGUUACGCCAAAGCUCGAAUUGACGUCUAGGUAUGUGUGUGUGUGUGCUGUUCCAAACCGAACAGCGGACGAGCAAAGACGCAAAGUGCAACGGAGAAAUAACAUGUCUCGUGAAGCAGUCUCCUCAGAGACUAAACGAGUGGUUUUGGUCCCAAGGCCGUGGGACCCCGUAUUGAAAGUCGUCCUUUUUUCUUUCCUUUUAACCCAACACACGCUCUCUUCCCCUUAUAUCAACGCUGAGACGGCUUCAUCCGCUUAAUGGGUAUGUGUCGCGUGUGCUGUUACCAAAUGUCGAGGCAUAGGAGGUACUUGAGGCUUGUUUUGAGGAUGGCAGUACCAACAGCUGCCUGUCGUGUACUCGGUUCCACAGUUGCCACACGUAUGCAUCUGCAUAUUGUCGAUAUAUAUGAUGUUUUCCUCUGGGUAGGAUGUAUGUAUGCUAUGAUAGCCGGCGGAUUAGGUGCACGAGCACUAUACUGGGAUGCUGCGUUCGGUGUUUCUCUGGAUUUCCUGUUGAGCUGGGAAUGUAAAUACGUGAAGGAGUGUUUAGAUAUUAAAAGUUGAAGCUGUAGCUGUGGCUGAGGCGACGAAGAGAAGAUUGUGCGUUUGAUGCGUUUGAUAGAAGAAUAAAUUCAAAGUGACGGCUCUCCCCUCCGUUUCUGGGGAAGCUAGACUAGAAAUUGUAUGCUGGGGGGUCCAAGGUCCCUUGAGGGAUGGAUCGUCUGUGUGGAUUAACAACUUUAAUAUCAAUCCUAAUUUGGCUCUAAUGCACGAUCCAUCAAUAACUUCACGAUGGCUGGCGGACUAGACCCACAACACCACCUGCCUACUACAGUACUACUACAAUACUAUGUAAGGGUCUUUGCCAAUAGCGCG
Daldinia loculata is the source of this 1331-nucleotide messenger RNA. RefSeq lists its product as uncharacterized. The transcript has 2 exons. Lineage: Eukaryota; Fungi; Ascomycota; Sordariomycetes; Xylariales; Hypoxylaceae. The record is from RefSeq and is a predicted model, not a curated record. Bases 714 to 1019 code for a protein of 101 amino acids.